GAUAUAAUAUCUGCAGAAAUGAGAUGCAUUCCCGUCAGUGUAUAAAUGCUUGACAGUUAGCAUCUCUAAAAACGGCACACGAGAGAACUUCGUCCUAUGUGGCGGGAUGAACCACGCACACGAAAUGCCUGUCUGUCGAAAGUGUACUGUGUGCCUACGUGAAACGGGAAUGCAGUGUCGCGUGUUGACCACUACCAUUGAAACUGUCAAUCAAAACGCGCUCUUCACCCUCCAUUCCAAAACUUCUUUCGCCGCACACUGCAGGAAUCGAGAAGUACCAUCAUCGCCAGCGCCAUGACAACUUCCCACUCACAUCAGAUAGGACUGUCGGAAGAAAUGAUCACCCAUCUUCUCAACGGAAACGGCAGCGACUUGUCCUUUGGAGACGAUGAUCUAUCUUGGGGCGCUCUCACAAACGAUGAACUCUUUGCCAACAAUUCUCCGCAUCCUUCAAAGUCGACGAUGACAGAAACUCCAGUGCCACGCAUGGUAUCUGUCGAUAGCAUGAGUCAAGUCCAGACACAUGGUUUUGAAGCAAAUAUUGCCAUGGUCUCUUCCACUACACCGUACGAUUCUCUUAAGGACCUCGUGCAGCGUAAGAAAUUGAUAUCGACUCUCCAGCGUUCGUCGCACUCCUCCAACAGUCUCGUUUCCGCGAACUUGCCUAUCGUGGGAAAUCAAAACGCUUCCUUUCACGACGGUCCCGUAUAUUGUUACAAUCCUCAAGGCACUUCACGCAUCGGUGCACCCAGCUUUUCGAAGAUUCUUCGUCAAUCCUCCGGCAUGACUGCAACAACGAUGGCAAUAUACAAACAAGGUAUUGCCAACGCUCCAAUCGAACCCAUUUCGAAGCGUCGUAAGCUCGACAGUUCUAUUAAAAAUCUUCCUCUACAUCAAGCAUGCGUCGAUGUCAAGCAGAACGGAAAGCUUAUUCAAACGGCAGUACGUAAACAGCCUUUGCUCGCUUCCGUUCCCGCCAAAGCGAUAACUAGCAAGUCCAUUUACGAUUUCCAAACGUCACGUUUGGAGCGCAAGUCGGUGACUUCGACAUACCGUUACCCUUUGAAUAUCGCUAUUCAGCACGAUGCCGACGUUACCACAAUUGAAGCCCUUUUGCGCGCCGCUCCUUUUGUUGUUACGACACCAGAUGGCGGAGUUGCCCGCGAGUGUUCAUUGCACGUUCUCCUGCGUCACAAAACACAUGAUCUUCAGUCGAUCGAUUUGUGUUUGUUGCAAACUCCCAACGCCGUGUCGUGUAUUGAUCGUCACGCCAAUACUCCGUUGCACACCGCCUGUGCCAAGCACGCCUCCAUUGAUGUGAUUCGGCAUUUGACCGUUAUGUAUCCCGAAGCGCUCGGUCUACGCAACUUUCACGGAUACACACCUCUCGAGAUUGCCCAACGUAGUCAACAUACCACGGAUGAGGUACUCGACUAUCUGUGGGAUUCCGUUUCGCAACAGUUGUGCUAACGACCUUUUGAAAGUGUGCAGGUUUCGUCUUUUCAGGUUGCCUGAGCCUUAUUGAACACUGACUUGUUUGACAUGUAUAGCGUAUGUUGCAUUUAAACUAAAGAAUGGGAAUUUACAUACCCG
Phaeodactylum tricornutum CCAP 1055/1 is the source of this 1593-nucleotide messenger RNA. RefSeq lists its product with no specific name. The transcript has a single exon. Bases 295 to 1470 code for a protein of 391 amino acids. NCBI's taxonomy places the organism in Eukaryota, Bacillariophyta, Bacillariophyceae, Surirellales, Neidiaceae. Gene Ontology annotation, molecular function: protein binding. The record is from RefSeq and is a predicted model, not a curated record.